GAUUGAAGAAGAAAAUAAGUUUGGCUGGCAGAGUUAAUUAUACAUUGGAUUGCCUCAUCCAGGCCGUAUUUGACAAGCUUGUGAAAGGCAGCCUUGGCUGAGGGCACUGGAGAGCCGUGUGCAAAGAUUAAUCGUAUUAAAUGCCAUUUUUCAAUGAGUGCAAGGCUGACUGGGUGGGAAAAAAUUAAAACUAUUUGUAACCAUGCACAGCCAGGCAUAACCUAUGGAUACGGGAGAAGUUUAAGGUUCACGCAAUGAUCUAACCAUCCAGAGAGUACGAAGGGCAGCGGGGUAGGAAUUCUUGCAGUACCAAAUGAACCAACCAGCAUUCUUUCAUUUGGCUGUCAGCACCAUAAGGUGAUAGGAAAGCAAAAAAGAAAAAAAAAUGUCUCUGAAAACAAGCCAGUCCUCAUUUGCAGCUCUGAACCACAAAAAUGUUACUCUGGUCAGUUUCUGUAAAGAACAAUCUUCUAAAAAGCCAUGCGUGUUGCAAAAUGACGAAUGUUGUGGGCAAGGAGCUCUUGUGAGAACUAGAGAGGCAUUUCCAAAAGAGAAGGACGAUUCCUCCAAGGUCUUGCCAGGAGCACUGGACCUCAGUGACAGACAGGCUGUGCCUCAGCACCUUUUACCUACCUGCGAAUCAGCCUUGGCGAUGAAGCAGAAGCUUGCUUUUACCAACCUCAGCUUUGAGGAGGAUUCAGGUCAUUCACCUUCUCUUCAUUCUCAGAUAAACACAGUUGCAAUUGAUCUUUCGGGUAUCACUUCCCAAGACUGCAUCCAAUCCAUAGAGGACAAAAUUUCCAAGAUAUCAGGAAUUGUGAAUGUCAAGGGAUCUCUUGAGCAAAGUCAUGUAAUGGUAAAAUAUUUGCAACUGGAGAUAAGCUCUCAGCAGAUCUGCCAGGAAAUUAAAAAACUGGGAUUUUAUCCCAGUGUUAUAGAGGCAGCCCAGUCUUCAGGCCAGUGGUCCUGUGAAGCUUUGAUUAAGGUGAAAAUAGAAGGCAUGACCUGCCAGUCUUGUGUCCAUACUAUUGAAGAAAAGAUUGGGAAAUUACAUGGGGUGAAGAAAAUCAAAGUGGCCCUCAACAACCAAGAAGCUAUUAUUGUUUAUUAUCCCCUUAUUAUUAAGCCUGAAGAACUAAAGAAUAGCAUAGACAGCCUGGGAUAUGAAUGCACCAUAAGGCAUAAGCAAGCCCCAUUAGAACUAGGUUUCGUUGAUGCUGAACGCUUACAGCAGAUAAAUGUAAAAAUGGCCAGUGAACAUGGUGGUGACAGAAAUACUGUGGACAACAAUGGAUCGAGCACAUGUGUUGCAGUGCUAGAAGUGGAAGGAAUGCAUGACAAAUCUUGUGCCAACAAUAUUGAAAGUUUGAUUUCAGAGAUGCCUGGUAUACAAGACACCAGAGUAUCCCUGGAACAAAAAGAGAUUACUGUGUGGUUCGACCAGAAACUCAUCAUUCCAUCUUCAUUGCAGCAAGCUAUCCAAGCCAUUCUCCCUGGUGACUUUAACCUUGUUUUUUCUUGUGGAAUGGAAGGCCAAAAUGGACUACUUAUCUCAAAUGCUGCAUCUUCUUUACCUUCCUUCUCUAGUCACCUUCCCCAAGUACAGGGGGCAAAUGUAUCCAGUACAGCUAUCCUUAGAAUUGAUGGAAUGACCUGCAAUUCUUGUGUAAAUUCUAUUAAAGGCUCCAUAUCCCAAAGGAAAGGGGUAGUGCACAUUUCUGUAUCUUUAACUGAAGGUACUGCAGUUGUAUCUUACAAUUCCAUUAUAACCAAUUCUGAAGAGUUACGAGCUGCUGUAGAAGACAUGGGAUUUGAUGCUUUUGUCCUAACAGAUUCAGCAGUUGGAAAACCUACUGAUGGAGGCACGGAGCUGCGUGAGCUAACCUCUGUUUCCUUGAAAAGUAAAGUUGUCCCAGAAUUGCCAUCUGAAGAUGUAUUUUUGCAGGAGAAGAAAUUGCGUGCUAACUUUCCAAAGUUGUCCACUGAACGAACCACUGAAAAAUGUUUCCUGCUUGUAACAGGCAUGACUUGUACAUCAUGUGUUUCAAGCAUUGAGAAGAACUUACAAAAAGAAGAUGGAAUAGUCUCUGUGCUUGUUGCAUUGAUGGCAGGGAAAGUGGAGGUAAUAUAUAAGCCAGAUAAAAUUCAGCCUCUUGAAAUAAUCCAGUUGAUUGAGAACUUGGGUUUUGAAGCUUCAGUUUUACAAGAUUAUCCUGGGGCAGACGGCAACAUAGAUCUUAAGGUCCUAGGAAUGACUUGUAGUUCAUGUGUUCAUAGCAUUGAAUCCAAGCUCACUGAAACACCUGGCAUCCUCUAUGCAUCUGUAGUCCUAGCUACUUCAAAAGCCUGUGUUCAUUAUGAUCCUGAAGUGAUUGGUCCUCGAGACAUUAUAAAAAUUGUUGAGGGAAUUGGUUUUCAAGCAUCUUUGGCUAAAAGAGAUCCAAAAGAUCAUAACUUGGAUCAUAAACAGGAGAUCCAGCAAUGGAAGAAAUCAUUUUUUUGCAGCCUGGUGUUUGGUAUUCCAGUUUUGGUCUUAAUGGUUUAUAUGUUAUUACCCAUUGAUCAUGGAUCAAUGGUGCUGGAGCAAAACCUGAUUCCUGGACUGUCUGUUCUAAACCUUCUCUUUUUUGUACUUUGUACUUUGGUUCAGUUUCUGGGUGGAUGGUACUUCUAUGUUCAAGCCUACAAGUCAUUAAAGCACAAAAUGGCCAAUAUGGAUGUCCUGAUAGUAUUGGCCACAUCAACUGCUUACGUCUAUUCAUGUAUCAUUUUGAUGGUUGCAGUUACUGAAGAGGCUGAACAGAGUCCCAUCACAUUUUUUGACACCCCUCCAAUGCUGUUUGUAUUCAUAGCUCUUGGGAGAUGGCUAGAACACAUAGCAAAGAGUAAAACAUCAGAAGCGCUUGCUAAAUUAAUUUCUCUUCAAGCUACAGAAGCUGUUGUAGUGACACUUGGACCUGACGGCUGCAUCAUGAGGGAAGAGCAAAUUCCUGUUGAACUAGUUCAACGAGGAGAUAUUGUAAAGGUGGUCCCUGGUGGGAAAUUUCCAGUUGAUGGAAAAGUGAUUGAAGGCAGUUCUAUGGCCGAUGAAUCUCUCAUAACUGGAGAAGCCAUGCCAGUCACUAAAAAACCUGGCAGCACAGUAAUUGCAGGUUCUCUCAAUGCUCAUGGCUCUGUGCUUGUAAAUGCAACUCAUGUUGGCUCUGAUACCACCCUGGCGCAAAUUGUGAAACUAGUUGAAGAAGCUCAGAUGUCAAAGGCACCCAUCCAGCAACUGGCUGACAGAUUUAGUAGUUAUUUUGUCCCAUUUAUCAUAAUAAUUUCAACAGCAACACUGAUAACGUGGAUUGUAAUUGGAUUUGUACAAUUUGAUGUUGUGCUGAAAUAUUUUCCUAAUCACAGCAAACACAUCCCGAAAGCCGAAAUUAUCCUACGGUUUGCCUUCCAAACCUCCAUCACUGUGCUGUGCAUUGCAUGUCCUUGUUCUUUGGGCCUGGCUACUCCAACUGCUGUGAUGGUGGGCACUGGAGUUGCUGCUCAGAAUGGUAUUCUCAUCAAAGGUGGGAAACCGCUGGAAAUGGCAUACAAGGUGAAGACAGUGAUGUUUGAUAAAACAGGAACCCUGACUUACGGUGUUCCCAGAGUCAUACGCGUUCUCUUGCUAGGAGACAGAGAAGCUACCCUGCCUCUGAAGAAGUUCCAUGCUCUUGUUGGCACUGCCGAAGCCAGCAGUGAGCAUCCUUUAGGAAUGGCUGUCACUCAGUAUUGCAAAAAGGAACUUGGCACAGAGGUCCUUGGAUGCUGUAAAGAUUUUCAGACAGUUCCUGGAUGUGGAAUAAGCUGUAACGUUAGCAGCACUGAAACCAUAUUGGGUGACGAGGUUGAUCAGGAUGUGACCAGUCUCAGCCGUCAUAUUGAUGGCCUUGAUAAAGAUACUGCAGUCUCUCAUGCUUAUUCAGUGUUGAUUGGGAAUCGGGAAUGGAUGAGACGGAAUGGCCUGCUUAUCUCCAGUGAUGUUCAUGAGGCCAUGAGCGGCCAUGAAAUGAAAGGACACACAGCUAUUCUGGUGGCCAUAAAUGGUGUACUUUGUGGCAUGAUGGCAAUAGCAGACACAGUCAAGCCAGAGGCAGCUUUAGCAAUGCACACAUUGCAGAAUAUGGGAAUGGAUGUGGUGCUUAUUACAGGAGACAAUAGGAAAACAGCCAAAGCAAUUGCAACUCAGGUUGGGAUCAGAAAAGUAUUUGCUGAGGUUCUCCCAUCUCACAAAGUAGCCAAGGUCCAGGAGCUCCAAACCUCUGGAAGAAAAGUUGCCAUGGUUGGAGAUGGGGUCAAUGACUCACCAGCGCUGGCCCAGGCUGAUGUUGGCAUUGCUAUUGGAACAGGCACAGAUGUUGCCAUUGAAGCAGCAGAUGUUGUGCUGAUUCAUAAUAAUUUGCUUGAUGUGGUUGCAAGUAUCCAUCUGUCUAGGAAGACAAUGAAAAGAAUCCGAAUAAAUCUAAUCCUGGCCUUAAUAUACAAUCUCAUUGGCAUACCCAUAGCAGCAGGAGUAUUUAUGCCUUUAGGACUUGUGCUACAGCCAUGGAUGGGGUCAGCUGCAAUGGCGGCAUCUUCAGUAUCCGUAUUACUCUCUUCCCUGCAGCUAAAAUGCUACAAGAAAACAGUCCUGGAAAGAUAUGAAGCUGAGGCUCAAGGCUGCAUGAAGCCACUGACUCCUUCCCAAGUUAGUGUCCAUAUUGGGAUGGAUGACUGGAGACCAAAGCCUCCCAAAUUAGCCACCUGGGAUGAUGUCAGUCAAGUGUCUCUUUCUCCCCUGACUUCAGACUUAGUGUCAGGAGGCCUGGAGAAUGAAGCAGACAAAUGGUCGCUGCUCACCAACAGUCAGGAUGAAGACCAAUAUAUUUAAACGAUAUAAUCUGAUACUGAGCAGUAAGAUGCAAGGAUGGGACUAAGAGAGGCUUAAGAUUCUGUUAAGAUUCUGUUUCUGGAGCACCUAUAGAGAAGUGUGCUUAGGUGUGCACUGUGCUGCCUGUUCUCACCUGAAUGGAAGAAUGUACCUUCAGCUGAUCCUGGUGGCUCCUGAAUUAGGACACGGCCUCAUCACAGUAUGUGUAUCAAAGAAUACAGCAGUUCUUGCAUCUUAGUACCAAAUGCUACCCAGAAAAUAUUACACAUUUAGACAAUGAAACAUUACCAAGUAAUACCAGAAAAACCAUAUUCCCAUAAAGCUCAGAAAUGAAUGAUCAGGCUGGUGGUACAUCAUAAUUGACAAACAGUGCACAAUGUAGGAAUGCUGGAUCCUAGUGAUUGAUAUUUGGGGGUGGGGGAGGGGAGGGGGUGUAAGCAUACUUUUUAAUGUAUACUGUAUUUUCAUUUUUUUCAGUGUGUAUUUACUCUUUUUCUUAAACAUGGCAAAGUAAACGAAGCACAAACCUUC
This is a messenger RNA of Candoia aspera, 5434 nucleotides long. It is a transcript of the gene ATP7B, whose product is annotated as ATPase copper transporting beta. Gene Ontology annotation, cellular component: plasma membrane; trans-Golgi network. The coding region runs from base 386 to 4903 and encodes 1505 amino acids. The record is from RefSeq and is a predicted model, not a curated record. Gene Ontology annotation, biological process: copper ion import; copper ion homeostasis. Gene Ontology annotation, molecular function: copper ion binding; ATP hydrolysis activity; P-type divalent copper transporter activity. The transcript has 21 exons. NCBI's taxonomy places the organism in Eukaryota, Metazoa, Chordata, Lepidosauria, Squamata, Candoiidae.